This is a messenger RNA of Drosophila teissieri, 716 nucleotides long. RefSeq lists its product as uncharacterized. The record is from RefSeq and is a predicted model, not a curated record. The coding region runs from base 191 to 553 and encodes 120 amino acids. The transcript is spliced from 4 exons. NCBI's taxonomy places the organism in Eukaryota, Metazoa, Arthropoda, Insecta, Diptera, Drosophilidae.
CAUUUAUGUAUCGAUUACAUUUCUGUGUUGUUAAAGAAGAAACAUAUAUUCUUCUUCGAUAACCGAUUGCAACACGGCGCGCAUUUAGUGUCAAAAAGUUCUUGGAAGUGCAAGUGCGUAGUGAGCAAAGUGAAUUGUGAAGUGAAUUGAAAAUGGAAAGUCAUAUGGAAACAGACAUUGUGAAGAGAAAAUGGACAUGGUAUGUGUUUUCCCUUUUCUGCAGGAAUCUGGAGUGACCUUGUCUUUACUAAAAGAUAUUACAGACGAAGAAUUAAAAGAGGUGAUUCCCAAAUUAGGAGUUCGGAUGGAAUUUAAAAGAGCACUUUGCUCAUGGAAUCAAAGAAAUAACUGUGAGAAACCUUCUAUAAGCAACGACCAUAAGGAAGACCAUGAAAAAAACUUCGUUCUAAACAAGAGCAUUCGUUCAUUAUUAUCAAAGAAUGAACACGGAAAAGCAUUACUAAAUAAGAACACUUUGCUGGAAGUCGACAGAAUUUGGCUAAUAAACACUAUAGUGGAGGAAGCCAUCAACAAUUAUUUUAUGUAUUAUUAAUUUCAAAUAAAAUUGUUUUUCCUCAUAUAAAAGACGCGUUGAUGUUGAAUUUAACAAUAAACAUUUUAAAAUAGGAACGAUUCGUUCUUAAACUAAAACUGUUUGCUCUGAAAUUUGAAUAUCUAGUUCACAAAAUAGGAACUUUUCUUACUCAAAGUAGACG